Molecule: messenger RNA, 1232 nt
Organism: Trichobilharzia szidati
Lineage: Eukaryota; Metazoa; Platyhelminthes; Trematoda; Strigeidida; Schistosomatidae
Source: the annotation of a GenBank genome assembly
UGACUGCGUUACUUAAAGGUUGUUUUAACCUCUGUUCUUAACGCGGGAAGUUAGUUACACUGGUGUUCACGCUGAAAUGGCUGUUGCGAGGCCAAUUGUUAAUGUGUACGGAGCUGAUGGUGCACCUACGCGUGCUACAAUUAAAAUGCCAGCAGUCUUUUCUGCUCCGCUUCGCAUGGAUAUUCUGAACUUCGUUCAUGAUCAAAUGCGCAAAAAUUCAAGACAACCUUACGCAGUUAGUACCAAGGCUGGUCAUCAAACAUCUGCUGAGUCUUGGGGUACUGGUAGAGCUGUUGCUCGUAUUCCCAGAGUGCGUGGUGGUGGUACCCAUCGAUCAGGCCAAGGAGCCUAUGGAAACAUGUGUCGAGGUGGGCAUAUGUAUGCUCCAACCAAGACAUGGAGAAGGUGGCACAGAAAAAUAAACGUACAGCAAAGACGUUAUGCUAUUUGUACUGCUAUUGCAGCUACGGGUGUUCCGUCUCUGGUCAUGGCUCGCGGUCAUCGCUGUGAUCGUGUUCCCGAGCUUCCUCUUGUUGUAUCCAACGAUGUGGAGUCGAUUAAGAAAACUAAAGAUGCCGUAAAGGUGCUCAAAGCAGUUCGGGCGUGGCCUGAUAUACAAAAAGUUUACAACUCCCAGCGCUUCAGAGCUGGAAAGGGUAAAAUGAGGAAUCGACGUCGCAUUCAGAAACGUGGUCCAAUUGUUAUUUACAAAAAAGAUGACGGAAUAACUCGUGCAUUCAGAAAUAUUCCAGGUGUGACUUUGAUUAAUGUCAGAGCUCUAAAUCUGUUGAAGCUUGCUCCUGGUGGUCAUAUGGGACGUUUGGCCAUUUGGACCGAUGGCGCGUUUAGACAGUUGGACAAAAUCUAUGGCACUUGGAAGACAGGAAGUGUUAAGAAGACUGGUUUCCAUCUACCAAUGGCAAAAAUGACCAACUCGGACCUUGGCAGGCUUCUACAUUGCCGAGAAAUCUCCUCGGUUGUAAGGUCUAGGCGUAUGCAUUUGCAGCGUCCAGGUCCGAAGGUUAAGAAGAAUCCACUUAAGAAUCAACAGGCCUUGUUAAAGAUGAAUCCUUUCGCAUUGGGAGAAAAACAUUUCAAAAUGGCUCUUCAGCGUGCCCUGAUCAACGGGAAGCUCAAGCGUAAAGCUGCCAAUAAAGAAAGCGAAGUUCCUGCGAAAGUAGCUAAGAGCGAAGAAGUGAAAUAAUAUUCUAAAAUACACCUGUGUUACCGGA